Molecule: messenger RNA, 2608 nt
Organism: Oncorhynchus mykiss (rainbow trout)
Lineage: Eukaryota; Metazoa; Chordata; Actinopteri; Salmoniformes; Salmonidae
Source: RefSeq, a predicted model, not a curated record
GUGAAAUAAUAAUGUGACACCGCCUGUAUUAUGUACACCUAGUGUUAUUUCUGUACGACUUGGAAGCUGAUAUUUGAGACAGUCUGCGCGUCGUUGUAAGCUCAGAGUGAAUUAAAUGCGUGUUUAUGUUAUUAGACUGUAUUGAAUGUCAUGUGUUGGAAGUGUUUCAUUUAAAUGUGCCCGUUAAAUGUCCCUCGUUAGCUAGCGUCGUUGUUAGUUAGUUAGUCUGCCCCUGGACCUUGCCAAGUCAUUCAUUAUCAGAGUAGCUAGCAUCAAGCUAGCUCAUGAUAGCUGUUUCUAGCAGGUUCCCUCCCACCCAUUCAGUUACGUUUGUCAGAAGUUCCCACCGUAGAGAAGGCUAGUUUAUUUGGCUAACCAAAUGAAUACAUGUUUACCAGACACACGUCUUUGCAGCAUUUUCAUUGACAGCUUCUGGCUAGAAAAGUUAGCUAACUACCACUGGAAAGGUGUGCUGCAGACAGGUAGAUGACAUGCAGGGUGAGUCAUGGACCAGAUCACCUUCCAUUAUGACACGGUGCUGUCUGACGUUCACCUGUUGCUGCCCAACUCUCGCCACCUCAUGGCACGCCUCAACCGCGUAGGACAACCAGUCUUCAUCUCCCGGUUCAGAAUCCUGUGGGACGGAACGAAGCAGCGCACCUGUGACCUCGGUUCCCCCUGCGGAGGGGAAGAGUUAGACCGCGACACCCAGGAGGAGAGUGGAAGGGGAGAUGCUAGAGGGAGUGAGACUGGGGCUGACGGAGGAGUGGACAGGGAUGAGGACGGAGGAGUGGACAGGGAUGAGGACGGAGGGGCUGACGGAGGAGUGGACAGGGAUGAGGACCGAGGGGCUGACGGAGGAGUGGACAGGGAUGAGGACAGAGGGGCUAACAGGGAUGAGGACGGAGGGGUAGAACCACCCCUGGAUGAAGAUGGAGAUUUAGAGGUACCACGCAGGCCCAGACAAAGACUCCCUGAGAGGGACAGAGACAUGGUCUACCCCAUCAUCCUCAGCCAGGCAAGAAGAGAUGAAGAGGAGGAGGAUGAGGAGGAGGAGUGUCCUAGAGACGUCAUCAGGAUAGAACACACUAUGGCCACGCCUUUAGAAGAUGUUGGCAAACAGGUCUGGCGUGGCGCCUUCCUAUUGGCUGAUUUAAUCCUGUCUCAGCCAACUACAUUCAGAGGAGCCACCGUCUUGGAGUUGGGGGCAGGGACUGGGCUGACCAGCGUAGUCAUGGCAACGGUGGCCAAAACAGUGUACUGCACAGACGUUGGGGAGGACCUACUGAGCAUGUGCCAGAAGAACGUGACGUUGAACAGACACCUGAUGGAACCUGCAGGUGGGGAGGUGCGAGUACGUCUACUGGACUGGCUCAGACACGAUCUCUGCACAGAUGCUGAUGCAGAGUUUGGAUGGACAGAGGAUGAAGUGGCAGAUCUCCAUGACAACACAACAAUUAUCAUCGCGGCUGACGUGUGCUACGAUGACGACCUAACAGAUGCGCUGUUCCGAACUCUGUACAGAAUCUGUAACAACCUCCGUCUCCCCUGUACUACAUACUUGUCUAUAGAGAAGAGGCUGAACUUCACUCUGAGACACAUGGACAUAUCCUGUGAGGCCUACGACCAUUUCCGCCACUGUCUGUGUGAGAUGCAGGAGCUGAGGGACGGACGGACAUGCUUCACAGUGGAGCAGGUCACACCCUCUUUCCCACAGUGUCUGCUGUAUGAGCGCAUAGAGCAACUGGAGUUGUGGAAAGUGACAGCGGUGCCUGUCUAACCCUCUGAGGAGCUGACCUGCUCCUAGACCUGCUCCUAGACCUGCUCCUUAGACCUGCUCCUUAGACCUGCUCCUUAGACCUGCUCCUUAGACCUGCUCCUUGACCUGCUCCUUGACCUGCUCCUAGACCUGCUCCUUUGACCUGCUCCUAGACCUGCUCCUAGACCUGCUCCUAGACCUGCUCCUAGACCUGCUCCUAGACCUGCUCCUUGACCUGCUCCUUGACCUGCUCCUAGACCUGCUCCUUGACCUGCUCCUAGACCUGCUCCUAGACCUGCUCCUGGUGUUUUCGGAGCCUCUUGUGGUCAGUGUUGAGAAGGUAUUGAUAAAACAUAUAGAUUAUUUAGUGAACUUGUAGCAGUCAUUUCAAUCAGGGCAGCUGGACAGCACUGAACAAAGACACUAGGAAUGAUCUCUGUAAAUGAACUCACUUGUUAAAUAAGAUGUUUUUAAGCUCAGAUCAGGGGUUGUGAUAUAUAUAUAUAUAUAUAUAUAUUCACUAUAUUCUCAUUUACUUGCUGUUAGAUUGAUGUGAACCGGUGAAAUGGGACAGCCCCAUAGCCUCUGAAUGUUUUGUUCCGAUGUAAAUGAUGAGUGAUCAGGUAAAACACUGACCUGGGAUGCAUCCCAAAUGGUAUCCUAUCCUCAAUAUAGUGCACUACUUUAGACCAGAGCCCUAUGGACCCUGGUCUAGAGCCCUGUGGACCCUGGUCUAGAGCCCUAUAUACCCUGGUCUAGAGCCCUAUGGACCCUGGUCUAGAGCCCUAUGGACCCUGGUCUAGAGCCCUAUGGACCCUGGACCAGAGCCCUAUGGACCCUGGUCUAGAG